CCUUGCCGUCCGACUUCUUCCCGCGCGGGCGGUCGCGGCCCCUCAGGCGGGAGAAGGUCCUCCGCAGCAGCGGCUCCGCCAUCGCCCGCCCCGCUCCCCUCACCGGGCCCUCCUCGCACCGCUGGGGGCCUCCCCCCCGGCCCUGCCCGGCUCCCUCGGCCCGGCCCGGCCCGUGUGUGUGUCCGUCCGUCCGUCCGUCCCCCCCCGGCCCGGCCCGGCCCGGCCCGGCCCGCUCCCCUCGGCCCGGCCCGGCCCCUCAGCGCGGCGGGGCCUGGAGCGGCGGCGCCGCCAUCCCGCGGCGCGAAUUCCUGGGAUGCCGCCGGCAGCGCUGCCGGGAGCUGUAGUCCGGAACCACGGGGACCCCCACCCUAAUGCCACCCAGACCCCCCCCCCCCACCCGCCCUGGACCGGCGACACCCCCGCCGCCCCCCCGCUCCCGGAUCCCCCCCGCCCCGGGUCCGCGGCCACAGGAGACUCCCCGCUCCACCCCGUACCCCAAAUUUCCCCCGGAGAUCCAUCCAUGGACCGCAAACGGAUGCGCUGAAGGUUGGGGCUGCAUCCCGGAGCGCUGCAGGGGAGCUGACUGGUGCAGGGGAAGUCGUACCACUCGCCGUCCUCCCUCACCGCCGCGCAGUUCUCCUGGUGUCCGCCGUUGGGCUCAUUCCUGUGCCACGAGCUGCGACAAAGAGGAGGGUGGGGAUCACCCCGGCUUAGGGGUGACCCCCCCGUAUCCCAAAGCCCCCCCGUUUCCUUGUCCCCGUACCUGCUUUCCCGCGGCAGGAUAGUCCCGUUUGCUCGCUUCCAGGUGCCCUCCUCCUCCUCAUCCCUGAUGCCGAGCCAGGAGGAGCUUUGCAGCAUGGUCUGGAUGAAAUUCUGAGGGGGGGGAAAGGCAGCGUCGCCCCAAGGCAGAGCCCCCCACGACCCCUUGCCCGCUCUCGGGGACAGCAGGCCCUGGUGGCAGCAGCCCCGGCAGCAUGUCCCCAGGUGGAAGGGGGCUCCCCCGAGCCCUGCGGAGCCCCGCUACUCACUGUGCCGCAAGCCGAUGGUGAGGAAGAGCACGUUCAUCAGCACUGAGACCCCCAGGGCCGCGGCGCCCACCAGCACCAGCUUCUCCCUGGAGCAGCACCCUGAUGCUGGGGAGGGCAGGAGCCAGGAGGGCACCGGCAGCACCGAAACCGCACCGGGGCACCAGGACAGGAGCCAGGAGGGCACCAGCAGCACCGAAACCGCACCGGGGCGCCGGGACGGGAGCCAGGAGGGCACCGGCAGCACUGAAACCGCACCGGGACACCGGGACGGGAGCCAGGAGGGCACCGGCAGCACCGAAACCGCACCGGGGCGCCGGGACGGGAGCCAGGAGGGCACCGGCAGCACCGAAACCGCACUGGGGCACCAGGACGGGAGCCAGGAGGGCAUCGGCAGCACCGAAACCGCACCGGGACACUGGGACGGGAGCCAGGAGGGCACCAGCAGCACCGAAACCGCACCGGGGCACCAGGACGGGAGCCAGGAGGGCACCGGCAGCACUGAAACCGCACCGGGGCACCAGGACAGGAGCCAGGAGGGCACCAGCAGCACCGAAACCGCACCGGGACACCGGGACGGGAGCCAGGAGGGCACCGGCAGCACCGAAACCGCACCGGGACACCGGGACGGGAGCCAGGAGGGCACCGGCAGUACCGAAACCGCACCGGGGCACCGGGACGGGAGCCAGGAGGGCACCGGCAGCACCGAAACCGCACCGGGGCACCAGGACACGAGCCAGGAGGGCACCGGCAGCACCGAAACCGCACCGGGACACCGGGACGGGAGCCAGGAGGGCACCGGCAGCACCGAAACCGCACCGGGACACCGGGACGGGAGCCAGGAGGGCACCGGCAGUACCGAAACCGCACUGGGGCACCAGGACGGGAGCCAGGAGGGCAUCGGCAGCACCGAAACCGCACCGGGACACCGGGACGGGAGCCAGGAGGGCAUCGGCAGCACCGAAACCGCACCGGGACACCGGGACGGGAGCCAGGAGGGCACCAGCAGCACCGAAACCGCACCGGGACACCAGGACGGGAUGGACACUGGCAGCACCGAAACCGCACUGGGGUGCCAGGACAGGAGCCAGGAGGGCACCAGCAGCACCGAAACCGCACCGGGACACCAGGACGGGAUGGACACCGGCAGCACCGAAACCGCACCGGGACACCGGGACAGGCUGGACACCAUCAGCACUGAUUUGUGGCCCCAAGGCCAGGCCGGGGCAGCCGCUGGCAGCGCCGAAUCGACGCCAGCGUGUCAGGACGGCGGUGACACCGGCACCGCUAAUUUGAUGCCACCGUGCCAACACUUGCCAGACGCCACCGGUGCCAGACUGACACCAGGCAGCCAGGACAGGGCAGGCUCCGGCAGCGCCAAAACAACGCUGCGGCGCUGGGACGGGGCUGAUGCCGGCAGUGCCAACUCGGGGCCACGAUGCCAGGAUGAAGAGGAAGCCGACAGCGCCAAACCGAUGCCGGCGCGCCACGACCGGGCAGACACCGGCAGCUCCAAACCAAUUCUGGGGUGCCGCAACGAGGCAGCCACCACCAGCACCAGUUUGGGGGCAGGAUGCCAGGACACGGCGGCCGCCAGCAGCGCCGGAUCGGCCCCGCAGCACCGGCACGAGGAGGACGGUGAGGCCAGCGUCGAGGCCGUGGCGGCGGGGGCCCGUCCCUUUCGGUGCGGGGCGUGCGGGAAGCGGUUCGGGGCGAGCGCCGCGCUGACGCGGCACCAGGCGCUGCACGGAGCCGAGCGCCCGUUCUCCUGCGCCGAGUGCGGCCGCGGCUUCUGCGACCGGGCAGCGCUGGCCACGCACCGGCGAGGGCACACGGGCGAGCGCCCCUUCGCUUGCGCCCAGUGCGGCAAAGCCUUCGCCGGCAGCGCGGGGUUGCUGGUGCACCAACGGGCGCACACGGGCGAGCGCCCCUUUGCCUGCGGCGAGUGCGGGCAGCGCUUCCGGCAGAGCGCCCACCUCGCCCAACACCGCCAGGGCACCCACGGCGCGGCGCGCCCGCAUCCGUGCCCGCAAUGCGGCAAAGCCUUCGCCCUCCGCUCCACGCUGGCCCGGCACGCUCAGACCCACACCGGCGAGCGGCCCCACGCCUGCGGCGACUGCGGGCGCCGCUUCCGCCAGCGGGCUCACCUGGCCCGGCACCGCCUGGCACACACCGGCGAGCGCCCGUUCCCCUGCGGCGAAUGCGGCAAAGCCUUCGCCCUCAGCGCCACGCUGCUGCGGCACCAGCUGGUGCACACCGGCGAGCGCCCGCACCGCUGCCCCGACUGCCCCCGCGCCUACACCCAAAGCGCCUACUUGGCCCGGCACCGCCGCAGCGCCCACGCCGGCCAGCGGCCCCACGCCUGCCCCGAGUGCCCGCGGGCUUUCGCCGACCGCGCCAACCUCCUGCGGCACCGCCGGGGCCACGCCGGCGCCCGGCCCCACGCCUGCGGGCGGUGCGGGCAGCGCUUCGCCCAGCGAGCCAGCCUGGUGGAGCACGGCUGGCGGCACACGGGCGAGCGUCCCCACCGGUGUCCCCAGUGUCACCGCGGCUUCCGGCAUCGCUCGGCGUUGCUGCGGCACCGGCGGGCGCACGCCGGCGAGCGCCCCUUCCCCUGCGCCCGCUGCGGCCGCCGCUACAGCCGCAGUUCCAACCUCCUCCUGCACCAGAGGGUCCACGCACCCGACUAGCACCCGUGGGUGCCGCUGCGGGGUGUCGGGGUGCCAGAAACACGGCGCCAUGGCUUUUGCUGCGCCGGGCGGGCGGGCGCUAGUGUCACGCCGGAGCCGGGUGCGUCGCCCCCGUGACAGCCCCCCAGCCGUUAUCGGCACAGGAGGAGCACUGCCGGGUUAAUUUUAAAGCAUAAUAAGUUUAAAAAGAAAAUAGCUGGGUUUGUUUUAAAUAAUAAUAAUAAUUAAAAAAAAA
Molecule: messenger RNA, 3950 nt
Organism: Phalacrocorax carbo (great cormorant)
Lineage: Eukaryota; Metazoa; Chordata; Aves; Suliformes; Phalacrocoracidae
Source: RefSeq, a predicted model, not a curated record